CCAACCCUGACAACAACUAUCCCUAACCAACUAGCAUUAUCAAUCCUACCGCUAGACUCAGAGACGAUCACCCCUGAAAGAGCAAUACGAAUCGCUAACCACCAAACGGAUGUGACACAACAAUCACUGGUCACAUAGAUCUUUCCUACGACGUCAACAUAAUAUAUAACAAAUUUGUCUUAGACCUAAAACUAAAGACAUCAACAAUAAACAAAGUAACAUAAAAAACGUGAAAAUAAAACCAUAAAAAUAAAAAAUAACUGAUAAAUCUGAUUUUCCAUUUCCAAAUCUGUCAAGUCCUAGCAUCUCGAUUUUCUCCACGUUGAUUCACCAGAAAUUAACCAUUCGAUCUUCUGCUCAGUUGAACCUUUGGAUUCUUUUCCACAAGAAUAAACGCCGGACAAGAAAAGCAGAUGAAGAACACAUAACUCAACUAGAGGAUCCUAGACUUAUGACCGCUUUGAGACUUGAAUGACCUACUUGAAUGAACCUCUAGAGCCGAUGAAGAACACAGAAGAACACCUGGCGGCUGCCUAGAAGUCUAUUCAACCGUAAGAUAACGAAAAUUUACUGUCCGGUACUCCCAUAGUACGUAUUUGGACUUUGGAGCAGCCCAUACACAAAAUUUUGUGAAAAAUUGAAAAACAUCUUUAGAGUAUCUCGUAUGUUACGUGAAAAUGCGAAAAUCUUUGAGAAAACUGGGAACCGGAAAGGUCAAUUUUUACUCAAAAAAAAGUUUAUUGAGUUUUUGAGAAUCGACAAAGUUUCGCUGCUACAUUGGAGUAUUUCAUUUCUAAUGAAAACGGUAGACGGAGCUGGAAAAGGAACACGUGCAUGACCUUCACGCGCGCAUAAUAUCAGUAGUAGUCUUCAAUAAUGAGAGUGACGAUCAAAUCCUCUGCAGGCCUCUGGGUGUUGGCGUCCACACCCAUGACUCGCCAUUGCCACACAUCCUCUGCCGCCACCUCUCUCCAUCUCUUACACCUCCUUCAACUCUCCAUUGAUUAUCGAACUCUCAAACUCACCCAACAAUGCCAUGCUCGGAUCCACUGUUCGGGCCUCACCCAACACUCCGUUCUUGCAACAAAACUCAUCUCAGCAUACUCGACGUGCCAAAGCCCAUUCAGUUCACAGCUCUUCUUCGACUCAUUCGUAACAAAGAACGUUUACAUUUACAACACACUGAUCAAUGGAUUGGCGAAAAACAGGUUCUUUGUGCAAAGCAUUCGUCUUUUUGAGCAAAUGUGUGGUAGUACUGUUUCGCCUGAUGAAUUCACAUCCUCCAGUGUUGUGAAAAUAUUGGCCGAAGCUGGGGAUUUUAUGUCAGGGAAGAUGGUUCACUCCAUGUGUGUAAAAAACGGGUUUCUUUUCGACAUUGUGGUCGCCAAUUCUUUCAUGUCUUUGUAUGUGAAGAAUGAGAGUCUCUCUGAUGCGCUGAAACUGUUCGAUGAAAUGCCAACUAGAAAUUUGGGUUCUUGGAAUGUUAUUAUUUUGGGCUAUGUACGUUUGAAAGAUAAAAGUUCUGAAAAUGGGUUGUGGGAGUUCGUGAAAGAGAUGAAAAUGGAAGGAUGGGACUUCGAUGCCUUUACGGUUUCAACUCUACUCUCAUUUUGCGUAGAGGAUAGGAAAACGUGGCAUUACGGAAGGGAACUCCACUGCCACGUCUUCAAGAAAAGCUUAAAUCUAGAAAUAGGAAUAAGUGGUGAUGAUCAUCACUUAGGCUGUUGUUUAAUUGACAUAUACUCCAAGAGCGGCAGAGUUAACCCAGCAAGAAAGGUUUUUGAACAGUUAACCCAUAGGAACGUGUUUGCAUGGACAUCAAUUGUAAAUGGUUAUGUACAAAACAGUAACUUCAAAGAAGCCUGUCAGCUUUUCUUUAACAUGCAAGUAGAAGGAAUCACACCAAACAAGGUUUCUCUUGUAUGUAUCCUCCCUGCUUGCAGUUCAAUGGUAAGUCUAAAGGGCGGCAAACAAGUCCAUGGGUUCGCCAUUAGGCAAAAUUUGAACAAAGAAGUGUCUUUCUCAAAUGCUUUAGUCGAUAUGUAUUUCAGAACCGGAAGCUUCAAAAGUGCAAGACUUGCUUUUGAGCAUGGGUCAACUAUCAAGGAUAGGAUAUCUUGGAGUUCAAUGAUUCUGGGAUAUGGGCUACACGGGAAAGGCCAUGAAGCAAUAUCUAUGUUUAAUCAGAUGCUUAAUACUGGGAUCAAGCCGGAUAUGAUCACAGCUGUCGGCGCUCUUUCAGCUUGUGCAAGAUCAGGAUUGGUGGAUGAAGGCAUCAAGAUAUUUGACUCUGCCUUAAAUGAUUAUGGUGUUAAACCAUCAGUAGAAAUGUGUUCAUGCAUGGUUGACCUCUUCGGGCGGUCUGGACAGCUGGACCGUGCACUUGAGUUUAUCACCUCUAUGCCUGUGGGACCUGGGCCGAGCAUCUGGGGGGCCCUCUUGAACGCAUCCACACUACAUGGGAACGACAAGAUGCGUGAGUUGUCGUACAAGUUUCUUGUUCAGAUGGAACCAGAGAAUCCAUCCAAUUAUGUUUCCCUUUCGAACUUAUAUGCUUCUUCCCAGAGAUGGGAUGUUGUUUCAGAAGUUAGAAGGUUGAUGAAGGAGAGAGGAAUGAAGAAAUUGCCUGGAUGCAGUUGGAUUGACAUCAAGAAAGAAACUCAUUGCUUUUAUAUUGCUGACAGGGCACAUCCCUGCUGUGAUAUCAUUUAUGAGAGGUUGGAUGAACUUAGUUCAAUGAUGAAGCAAACUGGUUUGGAGCCUGCGUUUGAGAGUGGGAUAACGCUGUGUGAAUGAUGUUGAUCUACUAAUGAGCUCCAUGAAUGGUUGAUGAAAGUUUGAGGGAAGCUCUUUAUCCUGAUAAAAAUAAUUCAUUAUCUGCAGACAGACUCGCUAGUUACAAGGCAUUAGUGGAUAUUCGCAAGCUCAUUGAGCAUGAAAUGGAAAAUUUUAAAAUGUGCGAGAAAGAAACACAGACCAAUGCAUUUUCCUAGGCUUGGGCAAUCAACCAAAGACGGUUAGUGUGCUUGAAAAUUAAAUCGAUAGCUUUGGAGCUGAACUGGAAGGACGUAGUUUUAAAAAAGGGAAAUCAAAGCCACUAAGAAUGACUCAUUUGGAGACAUCAAUUACUUGGCACAGGGCACAUUAUAUCUUGAGUCCAGAGCAAAUCAAAGAUGUCAAAAAUUUCCUGGACGACUAUGUGGAAUGCAAUCAAGUUGCACUUGUUGAUUAAGAUUAUUGUGUUUAAUAAGUUUUCUAUUUAUGCCUAUAAUAAUGUUGAUGGCAUGUUUUUUAAGUAAAUGAGUAUGGUGUUUUUUAUUUAUAUAAUGAUGCCAUGUUUUUUUAAGUAAAUGAUGAUGGUAUGUUAAUUGAAGAAUGUUGGUAAAGACAUAAAUAAGCUGUUAUGCGGUGUUUAAUUCCGGGGCAUUUGAAGCACAACAAAAAUCAAUGAAAACCCUCAGAAGAGAACAGAACAUGAAAACUUUUUUGAGAAACUUUUCUUAUUAAGCGUCAAUGGAAAAUAUCUUCAGAGAAUUUAACUUGAAAAGUUAGUUGAGUACUUUUAUUCUUCUUACUAUUCCUUGUAUGUCAUUAAGUUUGUAACUUCAGUGAUAUUUUAAGUGUGAACUUAAUUACAAUCUGUCUCAAUUUUUUUUUUGCUGAAGUACAACUGUAAAAUGUAAAAGGUGAAAACAUAAGAUACUCUGCCAAAGUAUUAGUUGUAACUUGUAAGAAUAAAAAUCCUAAGGUUAAUCCAAAUUCGUCGUUAUAAAAAGUGAUAAAGAGAAUACCAUAUAUUGUGACAUAUGCAUCCUGAUUUUUUUUUCUGUCAAAUUUUAGGAUGACUUUGAUGAGUUUGGUGAUGCUGAUGAGAUUUAUAGCUCUCUACCUGUGGAUAAGGUUGAGGUUCUUGAAGAUCUAGUCACCAUUGGUGCCACUGGUCCUGCCAAGAUGUUGGAGUCAUAGGAAGAGAGUAAGAGGAGGAAACUGCAGAGGAGGAAAUAAGGCAUGGCAUUGCCCUUACAUGAAUGGAGCGAAACAACCAUUGAGUGGAUUGGCAUAUCAAGCUUAUUCUUACCACGUCUUUUUAGAGAAUAUUUAUAAUGCAAAAUGCGUUUUACAAUUUCAAAAAUAGUUCAAAUGUAAAACAUUGUUAUUCCUAUGACAUUUUAUUUUUGAAGCCAUUUUAUACUAAAUUAUAUUCCUUAUAUAAUUUAUAUAUAAGGAAUAUAUAAGCAAACAUACCGGAUGAAUUUGCUCACUUUUU
This is a messenger RNA of Cuscuta epithymum, 4267 nucleotides long. The record is from the annotation of a GenBank genome assembly. Lineage: Eukaryota; Viridiplantae; Streptophyta; Magnoliopsida; Solanales; Convolvulaceae.